CGGAAAAGUGUUUCAAAAAAUAAAAUAAAACCCUAGCAAAAGCUUCGAUGCAGGCGUAAAACCCUUGUUCCCACCCCCUGUUUUCAUUCGUAAGAAAAUGGAGGAACCAAAGAUUGGGGAUUGCGAAGAGUGCAAAAAGAAGGCGUCAAAAUACAAGUGCCCAGGUUGCUGCCUCCGCACCUGCAGCCUCCCUUGCGUUAAUGCUCACAAGCAACGCACUGGCUGCACUGGCAAACGCAACAUCACUUCCUUUGUUCCCCUCUCUCGCUUCGACGAUAAUCUUCUCCUCUCCGAUUAUAAUCUGCUGGAGGAAACGAAGAGGGUCGCAGAAUCUGCUACAAGAAUAAGGUCCAAGCUAUUUAACACUACUAAUGGUGGAUAUCAUCCUCAUUUUAAGCUACCACAUCCUCUUCGAAACCUUCGCACUGCUGCUGCCUCUCGCAGAACUAAGCUCUUGUUUCUGCCUUCUGGAAUGUCUAAGAGGGAAACUAAUCAAACUCGAUUUAACCACAGGAAGAAGUAUAUUUCAUGGACUAUUGAAUGGCGGUUUCACUCUACAGAUGUUGUUUUACUUGACCAUGGUAUACAUGAAGAUACAAGCCUCUGUUCAUUAAUUGAAAACCAUCUCCAACCUGGUCCCUGGAAUCAUCCUCUUAGGAAGUUCUGCGAGGAGCAGCUCGACUCCCUCAAGUUUUUUAUCCGAAAAUACCCUAAGGGAUCCAAAUCACCUUUCCGGGAGUUAGACAUAAAGACCCCAUUACGGAAACUAUUAGCUGAUAUGGUUGUUCUAGAGUAUCCUGUGAUUCAUGUGUUUCUUCCUUCGGAACACUGUGAUUUUGAAGUUAUCAGGGAGAAUCAUCUUGUCACUAAUGGGCAAGAGGGAAAAGAUUCUAGCGGUGCUGAUAAUGAAAUACCAAAAGGUGUUACCUUCAAGGAGGAGGAAAUAGAAGACAAUGGUAGCUCUUUAGAACCUCAGGUCUUUGAUCUUAUGAAGCAUGUGCUGUCAAGUCCAAUGCAUCAAAUCCCUUCUCAAAACAAGUCUGAGAAAGCAUUCGGUGGUAACUCAGUUUUGUCUUUGUCGGCAAGAGCCGGGGCAGGAAACAGGGUACAUUCCAGCCCCCAGGCUAAGGACUCUGGAUUAUUUGAUGACAUGGAGUUUGAUUUUGAUCAAGGCUUAAUAGAUGCAUAUUCAGACCUGAUUGCCGAAAUUAAUCCAGAUGACUUUCUUGAUUUAGAAGGUGAAUUUGCUAAGCAACCAGAAACAGAAGAUAGAACAGACCUUUCAAAUUCAAGGGGAGUUUUCUUUGCUGAGGAAUUGGAGGAGGGGGAGAUCCUAGAUUAAUUUAUUAUGGUCAAUCUUUCUGGGGAAGCAGCGAAACAAUGGUUAGAAGAAGAAUUUUCUAAGAGUUGUUGCUCACUACUGAUCAUAAUCUCCACGGACAAUCUGCCCCAGCUUGUCAUAUCUAUAGAGCAAACCCUACAACUCUGUGUCAUACUGAAGUUGUUCAAUUACCUGGUAAUGCACAAGAUCAGGACAAAUACAUGGACAUCUUGUAAAUGCAAUAGCUUAUAUAUAAUUUCAUUCCUGCUGAAAGGUAUCUGGUUGAGAGGGGGAGGUGAAUGUGUUUUUUUUUUUUUGCUUGAUAUUAAAGAGGCCUUGGAUUCUUGUUAUUCUUUUUGGUUAGUUGGGUGUACUCGCGAUUGUUGAGGAAGUUAAAUUGCAUCACAUGCUGGUUUUUGUCUACAAAUUUGGCUGAAUGACCAAAUUGUUAGAAGUACA
Messenger RNA from Gossypium raimondii (Peruvian cotton), 1780 nucleotides. RefSeq names its product putative box C/D snoRNA protein SPCC613.07. NCBI's taxonomy places the organism in Eukaryota, Viridiplantae, Streptophyta, Magnoliopsida, Malvales, Malvaceae. The transcript has 5 exons. Gene Ontology annotation, cellular component: pre-snoRNP complex; nucleus. The coding region runs from base 98 to 1342 and encodes 414 amino acids. Gene Ontology annotation, biological process: maturation of LSU-rRNA from tricistronic rRNA transcript (SSU-rRNA, 5.8S rRNA, LSU-rRNA); snoRNA localization; box C/D snoRNP assembly. The record is from RefSeq and is a predicted model, not a curated record.